This is a messenger RNA of Geodia barretti, 1774 nucleotides long. The record is from the annotation of a GenBank genome assembly. NCBI's taxonomy places the organism in Eukaryota, Metazoa, Porifera, Demospongiae, Tetractinellida, Geodiidae.
CAUCAUGGCGGAAAUUGGUGGCGCAGCUCUGCAGAAGAACCGGAUCAGUCGACUGCAGGAGAUCUGUCAGCAGUGGAGGCUUCCUCUGCCGGUGUACCGCGAGGCGCAGGGAACGUUCAGCGAGUUCGGUACGGAGAUCAGUCUAACGUUGGAGGGAGAGCCCGUCACCUUCCACGGCAGAGGCCGCACCAAAAAGAUCAGCAAAUCAAACGCCGCUCAGGAGGUACUGAACUACAUUGCAAAGAACAAGGCUCACCUCUUGGAGCCGCCUCCAGUGACUGUGGUAGAUGAAGGUGCUAUAGUCGAGGCCCAGUCAAUAUGGAAGAAAGGAAGUCAUCUAAAUAGACAGCAUGUUCCCAGUGUGGAUCAGAGUGAACUGGCUGGAGAGACUGAGAGACUGGAUCAUGUACAUGUGGGACUGGAGUUGGGGAGACUGAUACAACAGACUAGGACUCAGAGGAAAAUGUCUCAGAAAGACCUCGCAGCCAAGAUCAAUGAGAAGGUGGUGGUUGUGGUGGACUAUGAAUCAGGUCGUGCUCUGCCGAAUACUCAUAUCAUAUCCAAACUGGAGAGAGCUCUCGGUGUUCAUCUGACAGGAGAAAAGGAGAGUAUUGCAUUAGACAUAGAUUCACGGAAGCUGGGGACAGAAGAAGACGCGGCGAUCUCCCACGGUAUGUCCAUGGAUCGCAGCAGCAGCCGCCAGGAGCUGUGGAGACGGAGAAAACAACUGGGAACGAAGCCGGAACUGAUGCUAUUCCUAUUCUUCUUCCUCGCUCCUCACCUGGUCUCCGGUCAAGAAGCUCCGACAAUAACAGUUCCACCAAUGGACCGAAACGUUCUUCGAGGAGAUGCAUUCAAUAUGACAUGUUCUGCAGAGGGCAGUGGUGCAGUCUCCAUUCAGUGGGAAAAGGAUGGCCUUCUGUUGAGCAAUGGAAUUGUGAUGGGGAACAACCUGAUCUUUGAUGAAGCUUUGCCGAGCAAUGCAGGGAUGUAUGUUUGUGUGGCCACUAAUGAGGGAGGGGAGGCCAGAGCUGGAGCAACAGUCACUGUAUUCUAUGCUCCGGUGUUCCUGUCACUGGAGGUGGAGCCAGGGGAAGAGGUGAUCAAUGGCUCCAUGGUAACGCUCACCUGUGACAUGGAUGGCUUCCCCAUACCAAACAUCACGUGGCUACACAAUGGAAUGGAGGUGGUAGGCAGUGGGAGAGUGUCCCUCUCAGGUAGUGGCAGUGUUCUGACAAUAGCAGAAGUGAUACUAUCUGACUCUGGAGUCUAUACCUGCAACACCAGCAACAACUAUGGGACCGCAGAGGCUGAUUUUGACAUUCUGCUGAUGAUUUACUACCCUCCCAUGGAGAUCAUGGUCCAGGGUCAUCCUCCAGAGCUGGACCCACGACUAGGAGAGAGGGCGGAGCUUACCUGUGUGGCUUUCUCCAUACCGAGCUCCACGUACAGUUGGUGGAAGGUGGGAGGCGGGGGAGAGGAGGAGAGGGUGGAGGACUCAGCCUCUAUAUCGACAUUUGGUGGUAAUGGGACACUCCUCUUCGUUAUGGUGCAACGAGAAGAUGCCGGGAGCUACUUCUGCAAUGCCAGCAAUGACUAUGGGAGUCUGGUUUCUCAGUAUCUCACCCUCAGAGUCAGUGCUGUUCCCCUGGCACCCACUGAACUGGGGCUGAAUUCUCUCUCCUCCACAUCAGCCGACAUACGCUGGGACCGAGUUAGCUCUUCCUACCCUCCAGUCCAUACCUACCAUGUGGAGUACAGACUGAAACCUUGA